Oikopleura dioica is the source of this 573-nucleotide messenger RNA. NCBI's taxonomy places the organism in Eukaryota, Metazoa, Chordata, Appendicularia, Copelata, Oikopleuridae. The record is from the annotation of a GenBank genome assembly.
AUGAAAGAUGAAAAUCCUCUGAUAGUUGUUACUGACCCAAAUGAACUCAUCGUCAUGAAGCAGAAAGAAAACGUUUUCGACCCCGGCCAUGCUUGGUCAAAGCAGAACUUUUGCGAGUUCCCAACUUUGGGAAAAAUUCAACUUCGGGUUAUUCAAGGAACAGAUUUAAUGGACACCGACCUGAUCGGAAAAUCUGACCCGUAUUGCAUCGUCCUCUGCGGCCCGAAUAAAUUCGAAACGAAGCGAGUUCCCAACGAUUUGAACCCAAAAUGGUCCGAGAAAUUCGACUUCGACUGGCAUGGCGAAGAGUUUUUGCAAAUCGAAUGCUGGGAUUUUAACAAACUUACUCACGACGAUUUUCUUGGCUCAGUCGAGAUCAGUAUUCAAAAUUUGCUUUCGAAGAACUCAUCGCUAUCUGAUUCUGGACUGAGGGGCUUCAAAAAGGGGCAAUUCAAACUGACUGGUAAAGAUGUGAAACAUGGGAAAUUGGACUUGGAAAUUAUUGUCGAAAUGAACAAGCCGGAGGUCAAACAAUUUUCAAGGCAAUUUUCGGUCAAAGAAGAUACGCUGUAA